Prunus armeniaca (apricot) is the source of this 285-nucleotide messenger RNA. NCBI's taxonomy places the organism in Eukaryota, Viridiplantae, Streptophyta, Magnoliopsida, Rosales, Rosaceae. The record is from the annotation of a GenBank genome assembly.
AUGGCAAAUUCACGGCUAGCAAGGUUCAUUACAGAGGUGGCACCACCACAAUUUGUGAGUGUCAUGAGACACAGAACCUCAAAGGUGUUGGAUACAAUCAAUGAGGAGGAGAGAGAAUAUGCUAAUACCUCAUAUGAUUCUCUCAUCAGUUCAUCACCAUCCAAGGGCUGUGCUUGUUCCACAUCAUCACCACCUAGCUUUGCUUCUGGUUCUGCAGCUGCUGGUACAGAUUCUAAGUACUUUCUCAAGGAGGUUCAUCGGGCUUUUUCGAUGUUCGGUCACUGA